Molecule: messenger RNA, 681 nt
Organism: Daucus carota subsp. sativus
Lineage: Eukaryota; Viridiplantae; Streptophyta; Magnoliopsida; Apiales; Apiaceae
Exons: 1
Coding region: 1-681 (226 amino acids)
Source: RefSeq, a predicted model, not a curated record
AUGCAGACUAUGUUCUUGACUCAGUUCCAGGCGACCGUCAAGUAUGCUCCCCCAGUGACCAAAUUGGCAAACAUCAAACAGAAGGAGGGAGAGACUCUUCAUGCCUACUUCAAACGUUUCAAUGCUGAAUCAUCUAAUGUUCGGGGGGCGACUGAUGAAACACUGAAGAGUUUCUUGGUGGCUGGGCUUCGAGUAGGAACCGACUUUUGGAAGCACUUGCAAGGCAAUGAUCCCAAGUCCUUGGCAGAUCUUUAUGCAAGGGCUGAAGCGUACAAGAAUGUUGAACAGUCAUUAGCCGAAAGCAGGAAGAAUGAAAGGAGCCCCAAUAAGGCCCGACCAAAGAGAAGAGACCGAUCUCCAAGUCCAGAGCAAAGAGGGAGGCGACGUAGUCCCAAUCGGGUCAACACUACUUACAGAAGGAACUACUCGCCCCCCCCCCCCCGGGAUUACGAAGAAAGGGGAGAUCGCUGGAACCCACUAGCCGCACCAAUUGAACACAUCUUCGAGGUCAAUCGUGACAAAGGGCUUUUCCGCAGGCCAGCGCCUUUGAAUUCUUGGCAAGCCAAGAACAAGGAUAAGUACUGUGAGUACCAUGAAUCAGCUGGGCAUGACACCCAUGAGUGUAGGCAGUUGAAAGAAGAAAUCGAGUCACUAAUUAAAGAGGGUCAUCUUAGCGAGUAG